AAACGGACAUGUGUGUUUCCGGUUUACGGCGGGAAGAGUAAAGUGAUGGUAGGCGCAGUGUGUGGAGAAAUCAUGUCCCUCAGGUGUCCCGUUUGCGCGGCUUAUUGAGUUUGGUUUGUUCCUGGAGCUGUGUUUGAAGGCGACGCGCCCGGCAGCGAGGCUCUGCGAGGGAGUCGCGUUGUGGCGCAUGGAGAAGCCCGCGGACUCCGGGGCUGCAGCACCUGCGGGCCACAGGAUGGAGGUGUCGGAGAUCCGGCUGCCGGCGGGAGCGCGCGCUGUGCGCCUGCGGGAGUGGAAGGUAGAGCCCGGGGCUCUGGUGAAGGUGGACUCAGUGGUGGCGUUAUGCGUGGUGAUCCCUACAGACACGGAGUGCGGCUCGGAGGACCGAGAGCAGCCGAAGAGGCGGUUGACGGAGAAGAAGGUUAAGUCGGAUCGUGCUGGAGUCGUGAGAGAGCUGUGUUACCAGCUCGGAGAGACCAUAUCUCCCGGGGACGUUAUAGCCAGAAUAGAAGAAUGCAGCCAUCCCAUAGUGAUGAAGGGUCUGUGUGCUGAGUGUGGCCAAGACUUAACACAGCUGCAGAACAGGAAUGGGAAGCAGCAAAACCCCAUCUCUACUGCCAUGGUUUCCAUGGUGCACAGUGUUCCUGAGCUGAUGGUUAGCUCAGAGCAAGCAGAGCAGCUUGGUCGAGAAGACCAGAAGAGGCUCCACAGAAACAGAAAGUUGGUUCUGAUGGUGGAUCUGGAUCAGACUCUAAUCCACACCACAGAGCAGCAUUAUCAGCACAUGUCAACCAAAGGAAUUUUACAUUUCCAACUGGGAAGAGGGGAGCCCAUGCUGCACACACGUCUCAGGCCUUACUGCAAAGAGUUCUUGGAGAAGAUUUCCAAGAUGUAUGAACUGCACGUGUUUACGUUUGGAAGUCGGCUGUAUGCGCACACCAUUGCAGGCUUUUUGGAUCCUGAAAAGAAACUUUUCUCGCAUAGAAUCCUGUCAAGAGAUGAGUGCAUUGACCCCUACUCCAAGACAGGAAAUCUGAGAAAUUUGUUCCCGUGUGGAGACUCCAUGGUGUGCAUCAUUGAUGAUCGAGAGGAUGUGUGGAAGUUUGCCCCAAACCUCAUUACAGUGAAAAAAUACGUCUACUUCAAGGGAACGGGUGACAUCAAUGCCCCUCCUGGGUCACGAGAGGCCCAGAUAUCCAAAAAAAGUGCAGGUGGCCUGGCGAGUCAACCUGUAGAAACCACCAAUCCAUCUGAAUCAUCAUCAUCAGACGAGGGGAAGAAUAACUGCUGCAAAAAACAGGAGAAGGAUAAAAAGUGUCCGCAAGACGAAACAUCAGUCUGUGGCUCUGACGUUCAAGGAGCAUCAGCCAGUCAGAAAACUUCUGAUGGAAAGAGGACAGAAAAGUCACACACGAGUAAUAAAUCUGACGUUAAAGAAGAGACGUGUGUUUCAGAUAAGACGAGGCAGUCAGGUGAAAGCAUAGACUGUGAGAAUGUAGCCGCAAGCACCGACUCGGGAAAAAACGGCCAUAAAAACGAUGGUCCUUUAGAAACUGAAAAACUUAAAGACGUGAGCAUGGAGGAGGAGUGCUGUGGUACGGAGGAAAACGGAGAUAAAGGAGUGCACGCGGUCACCAUGUGUGAUCCGGAUGAAGAGUGUUUUGCCGAUAACGGAUGUUCUGACAAGAAAGAAACCGAGACCGAGUCUCAAAACAGCGAGCAGUCGGGCGUCACCAUGGGGGAGGAGUCUUUAGACCACAGCAUGGUGGAUGAUGAGGAGGAGGAGGAGGAAGAGGAAGAAGACAUGGAUCAGGACGACCACUUGAUUUACCUACAAGAGAUCUUGAUGCGUAUUCACAACGAGUAUUACUCACGCUACGAGGUUUACCUGCGAGGGGACUGCUCCGAGAUGCCAGACAUUCGGAAAAUCGUCCCUGAGCUGAAGGGUAGUUCGCUUGCUGGUACCACCAUUGUGUUCAGUGGUUUGUAUCCUACAAACUACCCCAUGGAUCGAACACGGGAGAACUACCACGCUAAAGCACUGGGUGCCAAAAUUUGCAAGAACCUCAUCUUCAAUUCUGAAGAUCCUGACUGCACCACCCACCUAAUCGCUGCACGUGCUGGUACGGAGAAGGUCCGGCAGGCCCAGGCCUGUAAACACCUGCAUGUAGUGAAUCCUGAUUGGCUUUGGGGAUGUUUGGAGCGAUGGGAAAGAGUGGAGGAGCAACUGUUCCCUCUGAAAGAAGACUACACAAAAUCACAGAGGAGUAGUAGCCCAUCAUCAUUUCCUGAUAUUCAAGACUCCUUCCCAGCGCCUGUUAUUGACCCUGUUUUCGUCCAGCCCAAAAGCUCACUGGCUCCCGAGGUGCACACGUAUGAUUCAGUAACUGGGAAGUUGAUCCGAAGAGGCCCUCAAGUGCCACGUCAACCCCAAAAAUCAUCUGUCAACUUAAACUUCAGGGAUUUGAGAUUUCUGCAGCAGGACGACCCUGACAGCUCAAGAGCUGAUGAUGAGCAGCCUACACCAUCACGCAGGAAACGCCAGCCGAGCCUGUCUGAAACCAUGCCUCUCUACACGCUUUGCAAAGAGGAUCUGGACAGUAUGGACAGAGAGGUGGAUGAUAUUCUUGGAGAAGAAAGUGAAAAUGAAAGUGAGGGAAAAGAGAAAGAGGAGCGAGUGGAGGGAGAGGAAGAUGAGGAGACCAGCAGGCAGAAUGCUGAACCAGGACAUUCCCAACAGGCCCCGAGUACAUCUGUUAAAGACGCUACAUCAGCAUCCAAAGAAGAUAGGAGUCAGCCUGGAAGCAUAUCGAGAGGCCACAAGAGAAAACUGCAGGACACCAGAGACGACGACGACAAAGACGGAGACAUGGCUAGCCAGUCCAGUAAGGAGUCCAACGAGGACGGUAGCAGCUCAGAAGCUGACGAGAUGGCUGCUGCUCUGGAUGCGGAGUUAAAUGACUUCAUUUGAUGUCCGUGAGAAAAAUGACAAUGAACUGACCUUUCGAUUUCCAUCAUUUUCUACGUUUUUACGGCUCGACUCGUGGAAGUCACCUCUGAUGUGUCAAUAAGCGUGUGUGCUACGUUCGUGCGUGCGUGCGUGCGUGCGAGAGAGUGCGCGUGCAUGUUUAUUGCACAUAUGACAGCAGGUGAAUAUAUAUAUAUUUACACAAGGUAUGAUUUAUUAAGGUGUGAUGAAGCUGUUGAACAUUUUAUUGCAUUUUAUUCGAGCGAUGGAAUGUUAGAUCUAGUUUCACUUUCACUUUAAAGGUUUUACACAAAAUAAAUAAACAAAAAGAAAUGAAUUUUUGAUAACUGCCAAAGACGAUGACAGGCAGCUAUAUUUUUUUCUUUUUCUUUUUUUUUUUCUUUCCCCACUUUUUGUCUCUGCACAAAAAAAGUCUUUUGGCACAUUACAGUGUUUAACGAGAAGAUUUUUUUAUGGUAAAUACUUUGCCAAACUGGGGUGUUCAGUAAACCUUUCUGUUAUCAAAAUCAGCUUCCUUUACAGUAUUUAGCUUUUUUUGUGCUUUUAUUUUUCUAAAUUUAAAAGUCGAUGUAUGUUAUUAUGCUUGUAUAUGACAUUUCAUGCUGCCUUUCCUUUCUAAACAAAUUGAACAAGGAAAUCUACUGGUAGUCACUAGAAAUGGGGGAAGGGGGGGAUAGAUGAAACUUGGACAAUGAAAAUGCCAUUAAUAUUCUUUAAAACGUCUAUGAAAACAUAAAUCUAUUUUAAAAAAUGAUGAACAUUGUUUUUUAGGUUACUCUGCUGUGUAUGUUAACAAGCGAUGCUGAAUGCAGUUUUGCUAAAAGAUGUCUAAAAUCGUUCUGUACAGUUGACAGCAGACAAAGUUUGAAGAUGUUUAAAUGACAAUAAAAAAAGGAUUUGAAAA
Silurus meridionalis is the source of this 3893-nucleotide messenger RNA. It is a transcript of the gene ctdp1, whose product is annotated as CTD (carboxy-terminal domain, RNA polymerase II, polypeptide A) phosphatase, subunit 1. The coding region runs from base 188 to 2971 and encodes 927 amino acids. Gene Ontology annotation, molecular function: RNA polymerase II CTD heptapeptide repeat phosphatase activity. The transcript is spliced from 13 exons. Lineage: Eukaryota; Metazoa; Chordata; Actinopteri; Siluriformes; Siluridae. The record is from RefSeq and is a predicted model, not a curated record. Gene Ontology annotation, cellular component: nucleus.